This is a messenger RNA of Priapulus caudatus, 450 nucleotides long. Its product is annotated as paired box protein Pax-5-like. Gene Ontology annotation, biological process: anatomical structure development; regulation of transcription by RNA polymerase II. Lineage: Eukaryota; Metazoa; Priapulida; Priapulimorpha; Priapulimorphida; Priapulidae. The transcript has 3 exons. The coding region runs from base 1 to 447 and encodes 148 amino acids. Gene Ontology annotation, molecular function: RNA polymerase II cis-regulatory region sequence-specific DNA binding; DNA-binding transcription factor activity, RNA polymerase II-specific. The record is from RefSeq and is a predicted model, not a curated record.
AUGGACUGCUACCUGAACGUAUACCUGUACUACGCGUACGGCUGCUUCGUCGAUGUGCAGGGCGAAGUCAACAAGCUCGGUCACGGCGGGGUCAACCAGCUGGGCGGCGUCUUCGUCAACGGGCGCCCCCUGCCGGACGUCGUGCGUCAGAAGAUCGUCGAGUUGGCUCACAACGGCGUCAGACCGUGCGACAUCUCGCGUCAGCUUCGCGUCAGCCACGGCUGCGUCAGCAAGAUACUCGGCAGAUAUUACGAGACGGGUUCGAUCCGUCCGGGCGUGAUCGGAGGCAGCAAGCCGAAGGUCGCCACGCCCAAGGUCGUAGACGCCAUCGCCAUGUACAAGCGCGAGAACCCGACGAUGUUCGCCUGGGAGAUCCGCGAUCGGCUGCUUGCCGAGGCCGUCUGCGACCAGGACACGAUACCGAGCGUUAGCUCCAUCAACAGGUGAGUC